Molecule: messenger RNA, 723 nt
Organism: Naegleria fowleri
Lineage: Eukaryota; Heterolobosea; Eutetramitea; Acrasida; Naegleriidae
Exons: 5
Coding region: 1-723 (240 amino acids)
Biological process (GO): vesicle-mediated transport
Cellular component (GO): membrane
Source: RefSeq, a predicted model, not a curated record
AUGGUUAUAUUGUACACUUGCGUGGUGAUGGACAGGAAGAUCAUUGCAGAGUAUCCGACCGGUAAGAAGGAUAUGAUGCAACUCAUCAACAAUUUGUUGGAAUACAUUCCUAACCGUGAGCACAAGAAAUCACUGAAUUAUGAGAGUAAAUCGCUUCGUGUACACUAUGAAUGUUCGGAUGAAGAUGAAAAGGAGCCAACGCAUCGCUAUUUUACAGUGAUCUCAGUCACAGAUGAAAUGACACCCUAUCGUGUUGUUUUUGGAUUGAAGAGUGGAUUUUUCAAGGAUAUUCAAAAAGAAGUUCGUCAAAAGUACACCAAAGGAAAUCGAAAUCAAAAGAAUUCCAUGUUAAGAUCAUUUAUUCAACAGAAAAUGACAGAAUGGAAUGAUCCAAACAAAGACAAAUUGACACAUUUGGGAUAUGAAAUCUCCAAGAACAAAUCUAAAAUGAUUGACAACAUUGACAAAAUUCUUCAAAAUCAUGAAAGAAUGGACUCAUUAAUCGAUAGAACUUCUCUAUUGGUAGAUAAUUCUGAUCAUUUCCAAAAGCAAGCGAAAAAGUUGAAAAACGUCAUGAUUUGGAACAAUAUCAAAAUAUUCCUCAUAUUAAUUGGAGUUCUUGCAGUCAUUGCAUUCAUUGGUAUUUGGCUAGGCUGUGGAUUCCCUGACUUUAAACGUUGUUCUGUGGGUACUAGUCAACCAGCCUCAACUGAUGUUAUCUAA